Plasmopara halstedii is the source of this 1347-nucleotide messenger RNA. RefSeq names its product major facilitator superfamily. Bases 1 to 1347 code for a protein of 448 amino acids. NCBI's taxonomy places the organism in Eukaryota, Oomycota, Peronosporomycetes, Peronosporales, Peronosporaceae. Gene Ontology annotation, biological process: transmembrane transport. The transcript is spliced from 9 exons. The record is from RefSeq and is a predicted model, not a curated record. Gene Ontology annotation, molecular function: transmembrane transporter activity.
AUGACCGAGUACUUUGCUAGACUGCAUCGACAAGGACUACCGAUUGACUGCGGCGCAAAUCCACGCGACACGGCAUGCACAGACGGAUCACGACAAGCUGCUUGGCUCUCAAGUAUUUUCGCCUCCAUGGGAUCAAUUUGCAAUUUCAUUCUUGCACCUGUGCUUGGCCAAGCAUCGGAUAUUUAUGGACGCAAGCCAUUUUUAGUCCUCAGCCAGUUGGUCAGGGUAGCAACACCAUUCUCCAUCAUGUACUUUAUGCAACCACACGGCUCCAUGACGCCAUAUCUUAUUUUGAGGCUGAUCGAUUAUGGCUUUGGGACAGCUGGUGUCUUGAGUGCAGCAGUCGCAGAUAUUGUAGCUCCCGAGAAUCGUGCAGCAGCUUUCGGGAUUUUAUUUGCUAGUCAAUCCUUCGGUUAUUACGUUUCAGCCUUCGUCGCCCCGUUUUUUACUCGAGAAUACAUCUUGCGAAUUGCUGCCGGUCUCUUUACGUCUCGAGUACUUUGGGCUCAAGUGAUCCUACAGGAAACCUUGCCGGCACGAACACAACGUAUCAAAACACAGUGUGUUAUGAAAAACCCUAUCAUCACAUUAUCAAUCCUUUUUCGAAAUAAUCUGUUUCUCCAACUCACGUGCUUGAUUGCGCUUACGAGUUUCGUUACGAGUGGAAUUUUUCAGAUUCAGUCUUUUUAUUUAAACACUAUUGUUGGCUUUCAGGCUAGAGAUUUUGGGACUUUAAUGCUGAUCAACGGUGCCUUUUCAUUGUUGGUGCAAAGCUUAUUGCUUAAGCCUUUGGUGAGCUGCUUCAAGGAAAAAGGAGUUGUAAUCAUCGCACUGACCGCCAGCCUUUUCAAGACUAUUGCCUUUGUUGAAACGGCAUUUCAUCCUCACAAGUGGAUUGUAUAUGCAUCAAGUAUGCCUGGAAGUCUGAGUGAUCUGUCGUUUCCUGCAAUCUCAGCUCACAAGUCUAUAAAUGCAUCGGAAGAGGAGCAGGGACGUCUACAAGGUUCAAUCUACGGCGCACGGUCGGUAUUCGACGCCCUUGGCCCCAUCAUCUUUUCGUCUCUGUAUGCUACGAUGACUCGACAAGCUCGUUGGACUCAAGCGCUUCCAUUCGCAGUAGCUGCUUGCAUCUACUUGAUCGGAAUCGGUGUUGCUCUAUCUCUUCCUGUUGGCAAGCCCUUCGCACCAACUAAGAUUACUGAACCGAUAGUUCCACAUUCCUGUUGUGAGGCAUCUUCCAAGUCUGCCAUUCAUUUUGAAACGGAUGUUGACGUCAACAAAAGUCACGACAUUAUUUACUAUGAGACUCUUAAUGAUGAUCGAUUACUGAUGGAACCGCUGUUGUAA